AUGCCGAGUCCCCAAUCAUCCAGAGCAUCCAACGACUUCCGCAGCGAUACCUUCACCACUCCAACCUCAGCCAUGUUGGAAGCAAUGGUUAACGCUACAUUCGGCGACGACGUAUACGAAGAAGACAACACCACAACGGAAUUUCAAAACGAAAUCGCCCGAUUAACUGGAAUGGAGGAUGCCCUGUUCAUGUUAUCCGGUACUAUGGGCAACCAAAUAGGCGUUCGAAUUCACCUCCACCAGCCUCCGCAUUCCGUGCUAUGUGAUUAUCGGGCUCAUGUAUAUGCCGAAGAAGGAUCCGGAUUAGCUGUGCUCUCUCAGGCCAUGGUGACCCCAGUCCACCCUGCAAAUGGCAUCUACCUGACUCUGGACGAUGUGAAGAAUUGGGUCACUUUGGGAGAUGAUAUCCAUACAGCUCCAACAAAGGUUAUUAGUCUGGAGCUUACAAUUGGGGGUGUUCUUACACCGAUGGAGGAGAUUAAAAAGAUUUCUGAGUUUGCACACGCCAAUGACAUGAAGGUUCACUGCGACGGGGCACGAUUGUGGAACGCUGCGGCAGCCACUGGUUAUUCCUUAACCGAGUAUUGCCAGUAUUUUGAUAGCGUUUCCAUGUGUGUUUCCAAGGGACUUGGUGCACCGGUUGGUGGGGUUCUAGCUAGCACGAAACAGAAUAUCAAAAGAGCGCGAUGGUUGAGAAAGCAACAGGGUGGUGGUAUUCGACAAGCUGGCGUUUUGGCUUCUGCUGCUAUGAUAGGAUUGAAGGAGGUAUGGCCCACCAUGAGGGAAACCCACGAAAAGACUAAGAAAUUGGCCAAGGAUUUGGAGACGUUGGGGGUUGUGCCCCAAAUCCCUGUUGACACCAAUUUCUAUUUUAUCGACGCUAGAAAGUCAAAUAUUGAUAUGGGGGUAUUGUUGGAGCAGUGUGAGAAGUUCGAUGUCAAGUUGAUGGAUGAACGGAUCGCCUUGCAUCAUCAAAUUAGUGAUGAUUCUAUCGAGAGGCUUAAGGUUGCCAUUGCUCAAGCUGUCAAAAUUACUAAAACCUUAUCACCUGGGUAUGUCUCCAAGGUUCGCCCAUCUGGGUAUGGCAGUACGUCGAAGAUGAAUGAGUAUAGUUAG
Aspergillus tanneri is the source of this 1116-nucleotide messenger RNA. RefSeq names its product threonine aldolase family protein (gene GLY1). Gene Ontology annotation, biological process: L-threonine catabolic process; glycine biosynthetic process. Lineage: Eukaryota; Fungi; Ascomycota; Eurotiomycetes; Eurotiales; Aspergillaceae. The record is from RefSeq and is a predicted model, not a curated record. Bases 1 to 1116 code for a protein of 371 amino acids. The transcript has a single exon. Gene Ontology annotation, cellular component: cytosol. Gene Ontology annotation, molecular function: L-allo-threonine aldolase activity.